This is a messenger RNA of Lactuca saligna, 895 nucleotides long. Lineage: Eukaryota; Viridiplantae; Streptophyta; Magnoliopsida; Asterales; Asteraceae. The record is from the annotation of a GenBank genome assembly.
AUUUUGACCAAUGACGAAUCAUGGAGCAGUUCAGAAAUUUCCGUCUCCGCCGCAGCAUCGCCGCUGAGCAUUGGCUUUGACUCCUCACAGUAAACAUAAAUUGGUGGAAGAGGAGACCAGAUGGUGGAGGAUUCUGGUCGGCAAUGUUUAUCUCUGUCGAAAUGUAACAACAAUUGAUGGCUGCCGGAGUUGGUAACGUUGUAGUAAGAGAAGAAGGCCAUGAAGAAAACUCGAAGAUUUUUAAAUAGCUGAUUCUUGUCCACUGAGUAUGGGUCCAUGGGACUUUUACAUCGUCAAGUUUCAGUUUUCAAUGUUUGUGGUCUUUGAAAAGCUGGCUUCUGAACCCCUGAAGAAGAUCGCUCGUUCAAAGGGAAUUGAUUCUGAGCUCAAGAAAUUGAAAAAGACAUUAGACCAAAUCCAAGAUCUUCUUAACGAUGCUUCUCAGAAGGAAAUAAAUAAUGAAGCUAUUAAAAGAUGGCUGAAUGGUCUCCAACAUUUGGCUUACGACAUUGACGACCUACUUGAUGACUUGGCAACCGAAGCUAUUCAUCGUGAGUUGACCCGGGAAUCUGGAGCCUCCACCAGCAUGGUAAGAAAGCUAAUCCCAAGUUGUUGCACAAGUUUCUCACAAAGUAAUAGGAUGCAUGCCAAGUUAGAUGAUAUUGCCACCAAGUUACAAGAAUUAGUGGAGGCAAAAAAUAAUCUUGGUUUGAGUGUGAUUACAAAUGAAAAGCUAAGAAUUGAAAGAUAUGAGACGUCUUUGGUGGGUGCAAGUCGUAUUGUUGGACGUGAAAGUGAUAAGAAAAAAUUGCUUGAGAAGCUGUUGGGGGAUAAAGAUGAAUCAGGGAGUCAACUUCAGCAUCGUUCCCAUAGUUGGUAUGGGUGGAGUUGGUAA